Molecule: messenger RNA, 5766 nt
Organism: Diorhabda sublineata
Lineage: Eukaryota; Metazoa; Arthropoda; Insecta; Coleoptera; Chrysomelidae
Gene: Ac13E
Product: adenylate cyclase type 9
Exons: 5
Coding region: 476-4675 (1399 amino acids)
Biological process (GO): intracellular signal transduction; cyclic nucleotide biosynthetic process; adenylate cyclase-activating G protein-coupled receptor signaling pathway
Molecular function (GO): adenylate cyclase activity
Source: RefSeq, a predicted model, not a curated record
GUAUUCUUAAAAAAAGAUAGAAAAUUACAAGUGUACAAGUAGAAUUUUGUUUCCAGUUUAAUGAUGAAUUUGGGUUAUAGUAUAAUUAAUUACUUUUGAAAUAUAUUUAUCGAUGAAUGAUCAAAUAUCAACUUGGGGAAACAUCUACUAUUUAAUCCUUAUACCAUUAUGAAAAUUAUCACGAAAACAUGUAAAGGUAUAGUGCAAAGCAAACAUCGAUUGUUGACAUAAGCCGUAAUGUUUAAUUUAGAUUUUAAACAUGUUCUCAGAGCACAACAUAGCUACUUUAUGUGUAUAUCCCUGCUUAUUUAUGAAACCGAAAAUUAUUAUGAGUGAAAAUGGAAACCAAAGAAGUAUUAUAUCUCAGAUUACAUAAAUGGUACAGAUAGAUUGUGUAUUUUUUUGUUAAUUUGAGUUCAAAGGACUAUAAUAAUAUAUAGUUAUAAAAUGCACCAAGUCAAGUGUAGUUAAGAUUAUGAACCAGUUUGCAAACAUAAUGAAAGAAAGGGAGAGAGCAGAUUCCUCAUCUUAUGUUAAAUCAGAUAUUCAAGAGGAUAACCCUUCUGAGCUGGUUGAAGAUGAAAACACACAAUUGUCACUUGAUCCCAAUGUUCAAAUGUAUCUUGCUCAAAUGUCUCAGGAAUCAGGAUGUUGGGGAAAGUAUUUUCCAAUACCAUUUGAAAGAGCAGAUCAAAAGUCAUGGUGGGAUCCCACUUUUGAUUCAGAAAUACUCGAAGAACAGUUCAAGAAGAGUUUCAACAAAAGUAAUAAAAUAAAAUUCAGGUACGCUUUGAUUUAUCUCAUCGUUAUCUCUUCGGCGUGGCUUACAUAUUAUUUCGUUGUGGGCUUUUUAGGAGACGAACGCCACUGGCAUCUGGUAUCCGGUCUAAUCGUCCUAGUAAUUAUUUGCCUCAUAACUUCUUUGAUUUUCACUUACACCAAAUUCUUCGAUAAAAACAUGACAUUUCUAACGUUUAUAGUAGCUUUGUUGUUCAUCAUAUUGAGUUUGAUAUUUUUGAUCGUGGUAAAAUUUUCUCCAGUCGGUAAUCUAGCGCUUUGCAUUCAAAUAUCCUUCUUAUUGUAUACUCUGGUACCACUAAAAUUGUACGUCAGUCUUCUAUUGGGCAUCUUUUAUUCUACGGCUUAUGAGCUGCUCAACCAUUUCAUCAAUCCUGAAAUGAAUUCGGAUCUAUCUCUACUCGGAGCUAAAACGCUCACUCACUUUGCCAUACAUUUGAUCGGUUUCCAUAUUUGCCUCAUGAAUAACGUUAGACGGAGGAAUACGUUCAUGAAGGUCGGGCAGAGUUUGUUAGUGAGACGGCAGUUGGAAUUAGAAAAACGGCUGAAAGAAAAUAUGAUACAUUCGCUUAUGCCGAAAAGUGUGGCGGAUUGGUUGAAAAAAGAAGACGAGAAUUUCACUAGGAGGCAAUCCUCGGAUUCCACGCAUGAUAUUAGAUCCUUAUUCAGACCUUUCAACAUGGACAACAUGGAAAACGUCAGUAUAUUAUUCGCCGAUAUCGUCGGUUUUACCAAAAUGUCCAGCAACAAAAACGCCGAAGAAUUAGUAGACAUUCUUAACAAUCUAUUUCAACGUUUCGAUUCUCUAUGUAAAGUCCACAACUGCGAAAAAAUAUCAACGUUAGGCGAUUGUUAUUAUUGCGUCAGCGGUUGUCCGGAAGCUAGACCCGAUCACGCUAAAUGUUGCGUCGAAAUGGGCCUUAGCAUGAUACAAGCCAUCAAGCAAUUCGACCUAGAAAAAAACGAAGGUGUGAACAUGAGAGUCGGUAUACAUACCGGAAAGGUUCUCUGCGGAAUUGUCGGUACGAAAAGAUUUAAAUUCGACGUUUGGAGCAACGACGUUACUUUAGCUAAUAAGAUGGAAUCGACGGGAAAACCUGGAAUGGUUCACGUGUCCGAGAAAACCGUCGGUUUUUUAAACGAUGGUUACCUUUUGGAAGACGGCGAUGACGUGAUGGGUUUGCGUACAUACUUCAUCCUGGCGCGUAAGAGUGACAGAACUCCUUCAUAUAGUGGCUCAUUUCGCGCAGAAGGUCGCCAAAAAUACGCCAACUCUCUCCAGCUCUUCAUAUCACCUCCUUCCAAUUCUUCAUCAUCACCACCAUCGCGACCACGCGUCCUUUCUUGCGACACUUCAUCUAACUACAUCAAACCCCAACAACAAUCGCAACAUUUACUUUCGCCCGACGUUUGUAAAAUCAAAGCUAGUAGUCUUCCAAGCAUUUUAGAUUUGGAAAGCGACGAUACUAUCUGUACUACUCCGAAUAAUAACGAUUCCUCAUUUACCGACGACAUUAAAACUCCCACUAGUACGGCCAGUUCGGGAAAGUACGCUGGAAAAUUGAAAAGUUGGAAAAUACCGAAGUUUAUGAGGAAAUUGUCAGAUCAGAAGCAAGAUUUAGAAGUCGACGUAUUUACUGUUUCGCCUUUACCAUCUACUGAAGAUGGUUACCAGCAAGUUCCUACUAUCAUCGAAGCAACUGUGAACGGCAAUAAGAUAGAUUCAUCACAAAAGACAGACAUAGAAGAUUUACUAAAAGACAAUAUAGACAUUAAAUCAUACAUAAGUCAAUCUAGAAGCGACAUAGGCCCAUACGACUACACCUCUAACGCCGAAUUCAUCAGGAGCGGAAGUUAUCGUUCCCAAUAUAGUCGAUCGCCAUUAUCAGAUUUGCAAUAUCUGCAUCGAACGGGAAGUAAUAGAUCUAGAAGAGGUCGCUCGCCGUUGUUCGAUAGUUUAGAACCUCAUGAAAGGGCUAGAAGCGCUACGGUAUCCACUAUCAAUAUUCAAAGACCGAAGAGAUCGUUCGAAUUACCUAGUCGAUUAUCGAGCAUAACCGGUUUGGAAGAGAAUCUCAAUCAGAGUAGAAAAGAUUCGGGAAUACGGAGCAAUAGCAGAAAAAGUAGCAUUCAACAGAUAGAUGGAGCCCUUGCUAAUUCGGAAAUGCUACAUCGCGUGUCCGGUUAUUAUACAGCGAGUCAGUUUUCGAUAAAUCACACCCCUCAAGUGCCAAGAAAAUUCGGAACAUUUUUCGAUAAGAACGGAGCAACUAUACAAAUAUUGCGAAAACAAUCAGACAGACAACUAAUAAAAUGUGUUCAAGAUAACUCUAAAUCAAAAUGUUCGUAUUUCAUAAAGCCGCCCUUAUCUAGAUUAACGUUAUUUUUUAAAGACAAAGAAAUGGAGAAACAGUAUCGACAGAAUGUCCAUAGAAUUUCAAAAAAAGACGAACAAGAUAUCAUGACGUUAGCCAAUUCGAAAUUCAACACUUAUUUAGACGUUGUCGUAUCGCUUUUAGUUUUUCUAAUAAUUUCUCUCGGUUCUGCUUUGUUGUAUAAAGUAACAACAGUAUGGCUGAUAACCUUUUUUACUUGUUUGCUUUUGCAAACUUUGGGUAUCGCUUUUUGUUUCAAAUCGGUAGUUAGAUGGUUCGAUAGAGUUUUAUGGUGUUUCAUUAGAUUUUACCGAUGGAACUUUUUCGGAGCGAUACUAAUCAGCUUACCGUUAAUAUCGGCUAUAGCCAAUUUUAUAAAUAAUCAAACUUUCUCGCCGGCCAGCCUAAACGUAUUCAGCUAUUUGUUGUUCGUAGGUCUAGUUCAUUUUUGUAAUUUCACCCAAUUAAAUUGCUGGAUGAAAAAUUUACUAGCUACCGUAACAAGUUUAGCUUUAGCUUCCACUUUAAUUUUCACCGAUAAUAACACUCCAUGUAGCUACCAAACGAUCCAACCUAAUAUCACGAAUAUAAAUGAUAGUUCGUUAAUUUUAGAUAAUUUCAAUACGACAAAUCCCAAACAACAAAUAUCUUGUUCGUUAUAUAAGGCUGAAAUAGUUUUGAAUCUAUUCAUAUUGGUCAUUUUGAUUUGGUUGUUAACCAGAGAAUUUGAAAUUGGAUACAGACUGAGUUUUCAUACGAAUUUCGUCGCUAUAAGAGAUAAAAAUAAAGUACAAAGUUUGAAGAAUCAAGCCGAUUACCUGAUUUAUAAUAUAGUGCCGGAACACGUAGCCGAACAACUGAAAAAAGAUGCUAAAUAUUCGGAAAAUUUCAAAGACGUCGCCAUCAUAUUCGCCAGUAUUGUAAAUUUUAAUGAAAUGUACGAUGAAAGUUACGAAGGGGGUAGAGAAUAUUUGCGCGUACUCAACGAAUUGAUCGGCGAUUUCGACGAACUUUUGAACCGAUCCGAAUUCCAUUGCGUAGAAAAAAUAAAAACAAUCGGUUCGACUUUUAUGGCGGCGAGUGGAUUAAAUUCACGUAAACGUCAACAACAGAAAGAUCCGAACGAACAUCUCUACGCCCUGAUGGAUUUCGCUAUAGAAUUACAACACGUCGUCAACGAUUUCAAUCGAGAUUUGCUCGGUUUCGAUUUGGAGUUAAGAAUAGGUUACAAUUUCGGUGACGUAACUGCGGCCGUUAUUGGUAACACGAAGCUAUUCUAUGACAUUUGGGGUGAUGCUGUCAAUAUCGCUUCCAGAAUGGACAGUACAGGCAUGAAAGGGAAAAUACAGGUAGGUGAACAUUGUUUACCCGCUAUGCAAGAAAAAUACGAGUUCGAAUUGAGGGGAUCGGUUUACGUUAAAGGUAAAGAUAAUAUGAAUGUUUAUUUUCUCAAAAAGAAAAAAACUUCGCCGUUCCUGUCGGUUCCCGACACUUCAUUGUGAUGCUUAGAGUAGAACGUAAAGAAAUUUAAAUUUCAAAACGUAGUUGGCUAAGUCAUUUUUUUAGAAAUUCCACAAAGAAAAAUAAUCGUAACGUCCUUGUUUGACAAAAUAUUACCGAAGGUAUUUCAACUUUCGUCUACAAACUAAAAUCAUAUGGAAAUAUUAGUAUUACUUGAUUGCUUAAUCCCGAAGGCUUUUUAUAGUUUCAGGUAUAAGGCAUGCUAGAGUUGAGGCUCCAUUUCCACACCAGUUUACAUUAUUUCUGUCCAACUCCACCUCGGUCUCCCUUUCUUUUUUUUUGUAAGUUCGUGCUUCAUAUACCUUCCGUAUUAAUUGUUCUUCUUCCAUUCUCAUAACAUGAUCAAACCAUCUCAAUUGUCCUUCUUCUAUUCUGUUUUGAAUUGGUUUCUCUACUACCACUGACACUACGGUCCUUAAAGAUUCUUAGCCUCGUCUACAACAUUCCUCCAGUUGUUACGAUCCAACGUUCGUCGUCUUCACACCUAAAUCCCGAAGAUCUUCUUUGACUUCAUCCAGCCAUCGUUUGCGCGGUAGUCCAGGCAGUCGCCGGCCCUCGGUCUUCUGACCUUCCACAUACAUUCCAAGUGGUCUAGCCAUCUGAGUCUGUCCCUCUUGACUUCUGUCAUCAGGUUGAGGUCUUCAUAGGGCCGAUAGAACUCGGUGUUUGUACGGCUGCGCCAUGCUCGCAUGCUGAUCUAAUAUAUUCAGCGUAAGAUCUUUCGCUCCCUUGUGUUGAACAGCCGCUACUCGCGGCCAUUACGUUGACCGUUUGCGUAUAUUUUCAAAAAUUUUUUGAAGAAGUGGUCGAGGAAUACUGAUCUUUUCUUCAAUAUUAUUCUCGUAGACCACGCUCUUAAGCUAAUUCCCCAAGAAAAAAUCAAGUGGGUUCAAAGCAGGGCUUCGAGGUGACUUGUUAGUGGUGUUGGAAUCAUGUCAGCUGGUUAUAAUGCUCAUAUUGUUGCAGUUGAGACCCUAAAAAAUUGCGUAUCAUGUCGUGCAGAAGUUACAGUCACUGUAUGCCCUCUGUUAUCUUUAUAAAAGUAGGGCCAAAUAUUGCAGUUCGCCGACAC